Molecule: messenger RNA, 897 nt
Organism: Hemiscyllium ocellatum (epaulette shark)
Lineage: Eukaryota; Metazoa; Chordata; Chondrichthyes; Orectolobiformes; Hemiscylliidae
Exons: 7
Coding region: 1-897 (298 amino acids)
Source: RefSeq, a predicted model, not a curated record
AUGACUGGGGACACCCCGCGCGCGGCACCGAGCUGCGCCGUGAUUGGCUGCAGGGCUGGGUUGCAGUCACAAUGGGCUGCCGCGUGCCCGGGGGCUUCACACCUGGCGGGGAUCAAGAUGGCGGCGGGUGGUGGUUACCUGCUGCUCCUCACCUGUCUCGUGGGUCAGCUUCCCCUGGUGCACUUUAUUUCAGAGCUUACUCAUCUCCCUGAGAAGAGAAUUCCACCUGAGGAGAAUGCUCACAGACAACAGAACCAAAUCUCCAUGGAGGGCCGUAGAAGUGACCCCCCUCCCAGAUUGCAUGGAGGUCACCCAAGGAAAGUGCCACAGUUCCCUGGAGGAGAGCAGCUGAAAAGCAACCAAUUGCAGCUCAGGCGUAAACGUUACAAUUCCCAUGCUUUACAUUCUAUAGGUGAUGAAAACCGUUUAAAGAAUGAGGAUGCAGUGGCUGGACACAAAGAAUAUUAUUUGCCCAGACCGCCUCCUAGAAUGCAUCCACAUGUGUAUGAAGAUCCUGUCAAUCAUGGUGAAGAGGAAGUUAUCAGAGACGGAUCCAGAGAAGUUAUCAUUCCUGAAUCUUCAUUUGGAGUCACUCCACAUAUAUAUCAAGACUUAGAAGAUGAAAAGUUGAGACAGGCUAGUAAGCACCACAACCUUGAACAUGAACGUGAGCACGAACGUGAACAUGAACAUAGACAUGAGCAUAAACAUGAGCAUAGACAUGAGCAUGAACAUGGACCUACUAUUGAGCAUAAUAAUUAUUGGAUAGUUGGGCAAAGACGCUUCAGAAUGAUUGUUAUCAUUAUUUUAGCUGUUAUCGUGAGUUUUAUUGUAUUGUUGAUAUUGACCUGGUUCCUUCUCCCGAAAAAGAAUGUAAAGAAAGUAAAGAAAACGUAA